GUAUAUUAAGCAGCCUGUUGAGAACCAACUAAUAUUUUAUUUGUAGAAGUUGUAAGUAGAGUGGAUGAUCUUCUACCCGAUCUGCCAAACUUCUUGUUUAACAAACCUCUAGAAUGGACCAACAAAGACAGAAACUAAACUCUUCAUCAGAUGAUGAGAAGAAAUUAAAUCUGUUUCAAGAGGAGGAUUAUUUGGGAGAAGACCCCUUCGCUCAUUGGCAUCAUCAGGAGAUCCAAUAUUCGGAUGACCUUAUUCUCUUCUCUCAGAGUAUCCCGACGUUAUCAAACAAUGGAUAUGAGGAUUCUUUAGAUAGCCAAAAUGAAACAGCUCCUCUACUGAAGAGGACAGCACAAGAUGAUUUGAGCGAGUUUGCAGAAAGUGCAUCUAAAAAUGGAAGUAAAAUUACAGGAAAUUCUAUCCUGAAUGACGAGUCUUCACCUAAAGAAGAAAAGAUCAGAAAAAAUAUCGAAGAGAAAGAAGCCAAUCUUCCCAAAGAUAAGAGCAAUAAUUCCAAAGAGUAUUCCUCCAGACCUGAUGUCGUUGCAAAGAGUGUUAUCAGAGGAGUUAAAAGAUAUUUCUGACAACUCCUUUGAAGUGGAAACUCUCUUAUCCAAUCUUUAGAAAGUGAUAAUGGAUCACAAAGUCUCCAGAAAGUAGAGGAGUAUUGCGAAGCUCAUUUUAAGCCAGAUUGCGAGGAUACUCAUGGAAUAGAGAUCCUCUCUCUCCAAGAAAUGUUGAUCAAGAAAAAUUAUCACAAAGACCCCAAACUAACUCCUGAAGUGAAGCUAUACUACAGAUUAAAAGUUCUUCUUGCUUCAAUGGUGUUGUAUAUUCCUCUCAACAGGAAGCAUUGCUAUCCAUUUGUAAAGACUUCUUUUAAUGUGUUCUACAACUGAAUCUACAAAUACUCUAAAGUAAAGAUUAAUAAACUGCUGAAGUUCCAAGCUUUCAGGGUAAUAUUUGAGCACUUUGUUGCCAAAGGCCAAAUGGAGAAGAUGAUCAAAGAAGACCCUACAUUCUCAUGUAACCAGGAAGUGUACAGGAAAACCUUCAAUGAAUUGCUAGCUAAAAUCAGAAGCUAAUUUAAAGACAAUAUAACCAUAAUUUUUCUGCUAAAAUCUCUAC
Moneuplotes crassus is the source of this 1125-nucleotide messenger RNA. The record is from the annotation of a GenBank genome assembly. NCBI's taxonomy places the organism in Eukaryota, Ciliophora, Spirotrichea, Euplotida, Euplotidae.